UUUUUUGUUAGGAAUUGUUGAAAUCAAGUGAUCUUCGUGAUGGCGUUAAGGGUCCUAAUCGGCUGUAAGCGUGUGAUUGACUACGCUGUCCGGGUUCGAGUCAAGCCGGACAAAACUGGUGUUGUAACUGAUGGUGUGAAGCAUUCCAUGAAUCCAUUCGAUGAGAUCGCUGUGGAGGAAGCCGUCAGAAUGAGAGAGAAAAAGAUUGCUAGUGAAGUUAUUGCCAUCAGCUGCGGACCUGCUCAAUCACAAGAAACCAUUCGAACUGCUCUAGCUAUGGGCGCGGACAAGGGGAUCCACGUAGAAAUUCCGAAUGCCGAUAUGUCAGUGUUUCAGCCAAUCCACGUAGCCAAAAUUCUGGCAGCUGUUGCCAAGAAAGAGAAGAUAGAUUUAAUCAUUGUUGGAAAACAAGCGAUAGAUGAUGAUGCCAACCAAACUGCGCAGAUGACCGCAGCUUUGCUCGAUUGGCCUCAAGCUACAUUUGCAUCUAAGAUAGAAAAGGCAGGUGAUGAUCUUGCGGUUACCAGGGAAAUCGACGGAGGUUUGGAGGAUGUCAAAGUGAAGAUCCCGGCAGUUAUUUCAGCAGAUUUGCGAUUAAAUGAGCCUCGGUAUGCGACGUUACCGAACAUAAUGAAAGCCAAGAAGAAGCCUGUUCAGAAGCUGAGUCCAAAGGACCUCGGAGUCGACAUUUCAUCCCGAAUCAAAGUGAUAUCCGUCGAGGAUCCACCGACUCGUCAAGCCGGCAUCAAGGUUGAUGAUGUCGAUAGCCUUGUCGCCAAAUUGAAAGAGAAGGCGUUGAUUUAAUUUCCGCUCUCUUUCACCUGAGUUUAUUCGCUAAGCAUUGCGAAAUCGUUUUUAAUUUGGUUCAUUGUCUUAAUGUUUCUCUUGUGUCAGGAUAUUUGGAUCAAUGUUUGGGUAAUGAUCGUGUAAUAAAUUCUUAUUCGGGACGAAA
Molecule: messenger RNA, 952 nt
Organism: Notodromas monacha
Lineage: Eukaryota; Metazoa; Arthropoda; Ostracoda; Podocopida; Cyprididae
Source: the annotation of a GenBank genome assembly